AUAUAUAAUAUAUUCUAAUGAGAUCCCAUAGACUUUGUAUAAACAAGAGGCAAUACCCUCCUUUUGUCUCUCUUCUCUCUUCCUCUCUUCUCACUUGACAAUGUCGUCGUGGUCGGCAACAGCCUCGCCGCUGCCCUUGCUGUUCCGGAGGCGCUCGAGUGGCGAGAUUAGGAAUUUGGCCUCGGUUUCAAGCAGCAUCUUACCGGCUUUUGGAACCGUCGUCGAUGAAGCCCACUUGCAGCUCAAGAAGUUUGUUAUUGCUCCCUAUGAUAGAAGAUACAGGUGGUGGCAGGCGUUCUUGGUGGUGCUGGUGAUAUUCUCAGCAUGGGCGUCGCCGUUCGAACUGGCCUUCAAAAAGGUGGCGACUGGGUCACUCCUGCCCGUCGAUUUGGUUGUGGAUGCAUUCUUCGCCGUUGAUAUCAUCCUAACUUUCUUCGUAGCUUACUUGGACAAGUCAACCUACCUCUUAGUACUUGAUCACAAGAAAAUCGCUUUGAGGUAUGUUACAAGAAUAUAUUUUCCACUAGACGUAGCGUCAACUCUACCAUUUCAAGUGAUAUAUAGAAUUUUUACUGGCAAUAUGCACCAUCGGCAAGUCUUUGGCUUCAUCAAUAUGCUUCGUCUAUGGCGUCUCAGGCGUGUUAGUGAACUCUUCAAAAGGCUAGAGAAAGACACACGCUUUAGCUACUUUUGGGUUCGAUACAUCAAACUAAUUUGUGUUACACUGUUUGCAGUGCACUCAUCAGGUUGCUUCUACUUCUGGAUGGCAACCCAUCACAAACAAGCAAAGGACACAUGGAUUGGAAGCCAGAUCAACGACUUCGACCACAGAAGCAUCUGGUUGUGUUACACGUAUUCCAUCUACUGGGCCACUGUCACUCUCACCACCGUUGGAUAUGGCGACUUGCAUGCGGUCAACUUUGGGGAGAAGAUUUUUAGCAUCUUCUAUAUGCUUUUCAACAUUGGCCUCUUUGCUUACUUGGUUGGAAACAUGACCAAUCUCGUCGUCCAUAGCGCUGUUCGAACUUUAUUCAUGAGGGAUGCCAUCAAUGAGAUAUUCAGAUAUGCAAGCAAAAACAGACUUCCAGAAGGCUUGAAAGAGCAAAUGCUGGCUCACAUGCAGCUCAAGUUCAAGACUGCAGAGUUGCAGCAAGAAGAAGUGCUUGAAGACCUUCCUAAGGCAAUCAGAUCCAGCAUUUCCCACCAUCUUUUCCGAAAAACCGUCGAGAAAACCUACCUGUUCAAGGGAGUCUCUGAACACCUAACCGUCCAAUUGAUUUCAGAGAUGAAAGCAGAAUACUUUCCCCCCAAAGUUGACAUCAUCUUACAAAACGAAAUCCCAACAGAUUUCUACAUUCUAGUAAAUGAAGCGUUGGACGUGCUCAAGUACAAGAACGGCACAGAACAGUUUUUGUCAAAACUAGGAUCUGCAGACUUGGUAGGAGAGAUUGGGGUAUUUUUCAACAUCCCCCAACCUUUUACGGUGAGAACAAAAAAGCUUUCUCAGGUUAUUCGGAUCAGCCAUCAAUCAUUCAAGCAAAUCGUUCAGUCACAGAAUGAAGACAGCAAGAUAAUAAUCAAAAACUUCAUUGAGUACUUGAAAGACCUGAAACAAGAGGUGCGAGAAGAAAUACCAUUUCUAACAGAAUUGCUCGAUGACCUGAAUAUAGAGCAUAUACAACCAAAUGAACCAGUGAAUUACCAAGGAGAAGCGAACAUGGAAGAAACAAGCGAAAAUUUCACUCCAGGGCCAAUUCCUAUGAGAGUCAUAAUUCACGGACAUCAUCCAGAUGAAGGUGACACGAACGGAAAACUCAUUCAUUUGCCCAAGUCAAUGGAAGAGCUUCUGAAAUUAGCAGAGAAAAAGUUUGGAAAAAGAGGAAGCACAGUUGUGAUGGCAGACGGCUCACAGGUCGAAGAGCUAAACGCAUUACGAGAUAACGAUCGCUUGUUUAUCUUUUAAACAGAGACACUACGUAUUAAGGAAUGAAUGGACGAAUGACGACUAAUCAAUCGGUUUCGGCCAUCUUCUAAACGAACUUUUAUAAUGUAAUUCGUGGAAAAUAUGAAGAUUCAAGAACUUACAGCAUCUGUGCAUUC
This is a messenger RNA of Malus domestica (apple), 2100 nucleotides long. RefSeq names its product potassium channel KAT3. The record is from RefSeq and is a predicted model, not a curated record. Gene Ontology annotation, biological process: potassium ion transport; transmembrane transport. Gene Ontology annotation, molecular function: voltage-gated potassium channel activity. Lineage: Eukaryota; Viridiplantae; Streptophyta; Magnoliopsida; Rosales; Rosaceae. Gene Ontology annotation, cellular component: membrane.